Molecule: messenger RNA, 2265 nt
Organism: Prorocentrum cordatum
Lineage: Eukaryota; Dinophyceae; Prorocentrales; Prorocentraceae
Source: the annotation of a GenBank genome assembly
GGCGCCCUCGCCGCGGCCGCGGCGGCCCUGGGCCGCGCGCCGUGGGCGGCCCCGUCCCCAGAGGGGCAACGAGGUCGGUGGAGGCAAAGCUUAACGCUCAUGUGCAGUUUCUUCCUCCGCUGUCUUCGCGCUGCCCCAGCGGCCGCGCGCCGCUCCGCGGCGGCCGCUCAGCAGCGGCCGCGCGCCGCUCGGCAGCGCGCCGCUCGGCAGUGGUCGCCUGCGGCGGGUGCCGAUGCGCCAGCGCUCGAGGGGAGGCGUCGACGUGGGCCUGCUCGACGAGCAGCAGCAGGCCGCGCUCGAGAGCGCGCUGCGCGGGGAGAGCCUCUUCAUCUCUGGGGGCGCCGGGAGCGGGAAGUCGUUCACGCUGCUGCGGAUCAUCGACGCGCUGAGGGACAGGCACGGCGGCGACUUCGGGGACAGAGUGGCGGUCUCAGCGUCCACCGGUCGUGCCGCCCUCUUGAUCGGUGGCACGACUUUGCACGACGUUGCAGGGUGUGGGGUUCCGUACUACAAGUCCGACUUCAAGAAGAUGAGUGGGAAGAAGGAUAUGUGGACCAAGUUAGAGGUGCUGAUCAUCGACGAGAUCUCAAUGGUGUCUGGGGAGUUUCUCGACUACCUCGACAGCGAGUUGAGGAACAUCCGUAACAGCGACGCGCCCUUUGGAGGCCUGCAGCUCAUCUUCUCGGGGGACCCGUUCCAGAUACCCCCCAUCCAUCAGACGUUCAAGAACCUCCAAGGCCUACACCCCGACGAGCUUCUGAACAAUAACAUGCUUGCUCUGGAUUACAACGGUCGCAUAAGGUAUCUAUUCACAAACCGUGGCAUGUUUUUCCACAGCCAGGCGUACUGGGAGCUGGCCGUCAAGGUAGUGGAGCUUGGCACGCCUCAUCGCCAGGGCGAUGACGCCGAUUUCGUCAGACACCUCAGCAGCAUACGAGGUGAGGCCGAAGGCACAGACUGCAGAGAGGCCAUUGACUACUUCAACACGCGGGUUUUCGAUGCGGUGGAGGCUGGAAGCGAUGAUACAUUGAUUAUGUUGCCGACUAUCGCACAAGUGAGGGGCCUCAACGAUGGGAAGCUAGAUGAGCUUCAGUCAGAUUCUAUGGUUUUCGAAGCGAAAGACAACGUCACGGUAGAGUACGAUCUGGACGGGAACCCUGGAAUCUGGCGCUUGUACACCGAAAAUCCCUGUCACACCCUCAGAUCCAGCGCGUUUUUCGACGAGGAGCACAGCGACUGCAAGGUUGUGAAGCAUCUGGAGCUGAAGGUGGGCGCCAGGGUGAUGCUCGCGGCAAACCUGAGAACUCAGCACAGCAAGCUGGUGACCGGGGCGAUCGGCACCGUGACGCGGUUGCCGCCCCCGGGCGAGAAGGGGGACUGGGCCGAGGUGGACUUCGAAGGCGCCGGCUCCCAGAUGAUCUUGCCGAGGAGCUUCUCGGCCACCGUGCCGGGCUGGGGCAUGUGCUUCCGGGAGCAGCUGCCUCUGCAGCUCGCCUGGGCGAUCACCCAUCACAGGUCCCAGGGGAUGACGCUGAGCAGGGUGCGCGUGGACCCGUACGCGUUCGUGGACGGGCUCCUCUACGUCGCGCUGUCUCGCAUUCGCAGGAUCGACGGCCUGCACCUGAUGUCCCCCAUCGAUCCUGAUAGUAUCAAGGUGAACCCAGACGCUGUGAUCUUCGCGAAGCACCACAAGGAUCCCCCCCGGGCCCAGCAGCUGCUGGGCACCUGGAGGGACCAGCCCUUGCCCGACGAGUGCUGGGAGCGCCUGAUGCCCGAGCAGGAGUCCGAAGAGCUCGAGCCCGAGGAUCCCGCCUGAGUCUGCGGGCCGCGAGUGCGGGAGAGCGCUCGCGGCGGGGAACGGGAGGGAUGGGGGGACAACCACUGGAGUCCUAAAAAACUCCACGCGAAAAUCCGCUGCAGCACGUCUGCAAGGUCGGUGCAGUGAAGCGCAUGCAUGCCGCCGCGCAUCCACCUGGGCAUACUCCAGAAUCCAGACCGCGAGGGCGUGGUAUGGAUGCGUUCGCUGCUCGUGCGGAGGGAGAGCUGCGGCAGCUUUCCCGAUGGGGGCGCGGAGGGUGCGGAGGGCACGCCGCGGAGGGUCCCCCUGGCGGCCGUGGGGCAUCGAGCCCGCCGGGGGCGUGCUGUGGGGCGGAGCCGUGCCCGCGCCGAGGCUCCGAUGGGGGCUCCGCGCGCGAGCGGGCGCCCGCGGGAUUUGCCAAGGCUGGGCUGGGCAAGGCAGGGGGAGCUUCGCCCGGCCGCAGCGAG